Exophiala bonariae is the source of this 1611-nucleotide messenger RNA. RefSeq lists its product as uncharacterized. Bases 1 to 1611 code for a protein of 536 amino acids. NCBI's taxonomy places the organism in Eukaryota, Fungi, Ascomycota, Eurotiomycetes, Chaetothyriales, Herpotrichiellaceae. The transcript has 4 exons. The record is from RefSeq and is a predicted model, not a curated record.
AUGCCAGAGAUUCGUAGCGAGCCUUUGCCGGCGACGUCAUCAAUUCCAUUCACGCAGCAAUUCGCGUUCGUCGAUGGGCUGAAUAGUCAUCAAGGGCCGGCUAGGAAGAAGACAAGGUCGUUUGUAACGAAACAGCAUUACAGGAAGAAACGGCUUGAUAUGGGGAAGAAAGGGACCGGCGACGUGCGGCAGCCUUCGGAAACUGAAAUUCUUGAUUUCCGAUCGCCGGUCCGUGGACAAGCUUUUGUUUGGGACUCUAAUGAUGAACAGAGGCGGUCGGAGCGGUCGCUUGAUUCAGGUUUGUUCAAGAGGCUAGGUGAGGGACGAGUAGAUCCGUUUGAUUCAUACCCAAUCCCUGCUACAAGAGAUGUGCAUGAGCUUGUGGAUCACUAUUCAUUCGUCAUCCCCUCGCUCGUUCAUAAGCACUGGUCACGAGCCGUGCGACGACCGCGCUCUUGCUGGGACUUGCUGAAGCUGUACCGUAGCGAUGAGGUCCCGUUUCUGGGUAUGCUUCACCAUGCGGCACAUCACCUUGCACGCCUACGUGGCUUGGACAUGACUGUUCAGUCCAUUGAAUUCAAACAGAGAUCGUUGGUCGCUGUGAACAAGAGUCUAAGACGGAAGAAUGGUCCGUGCAAUAAUUCUAUCUUGCUGGGGGUUGGACUGUUGGCAAACGCGGAGCGUCUAUGGGGCGACCGAGAUGUUGCGAGAUUGCACUGGGGAGCAUUAAAGAGGCUCCUGAUCGAAAGGGGUGGGUUUUCUGCUCUGAAAGGUGAGCCGAUUCUGCAUACGAAAAUUGUAUGGAGUUUCAUUGCACUGUCCUGGCCUGCCCAGGACGGCAAUCCAGCAUAUGCCAAUGAAUUCACUCAAGUGCUGGAUAGGCCAUAUGAGAUAUCAAGCAUUUCCAGUUCUGGAUUCGAACAGAGUUGCGAAGAGCUGAUCGAGUUUCUGAAACUCAGGAAAAUGCAGGUAUUGAAAAAUCUCCCGUCCACAGCGCAACAACAAGGUCGCUAUAGAGCUUGCAGAUGGCGUACCACUACCUUCAAAGACGGAACAAGCAUCUUUGCCGCACUAAAACAAGGUGAGACCGGGUACGAGAGUCCUGACAAACGGCGAGCGGUAGAACACUGCCGGAUGGCAUGCUUGAUCUAUCUCAAUCUCAUCAUAGCCGAAUAUGGUGAUCUUUCUGAAGCUACCGAAGAUUACCUACGAGGACUUCGGCAAAUUUCUGAUGACGAGAAUGAUGAUAGCAGUCUCACCGCUGAGCAUCUUUUGUGGACAUUGUUGUCACUGUCACAAGAUGGUGGUCAUUAUGAACGUGUUGGGAAGUUAUGCAGACUCACUGGUGUCCUCAAGAACCUAGGUCAUGAAAUCUGGAUGGAAAUCGGGCAAGCUCUGAGAAUAUUCUUGCAAUUCCCUGAGGACAAUAAGGGGUUGACUGAUAUACUGAUAGGCUGGGCAAGGCACCCCCAGGAGUUCUCCAGACUUGUCACAAGAGCGUGCACAAAACAACAAACAGGCCAUGACCUGGGAGAGAAUAAGGCAAUUGUGUACUCUGCUUCAUGCUCUGAAGACUGUCAGAUAUGUCCAUUGAAGCCUGAUUCGUAUUAG